UAGCAGUUCUAAACCUGGAGCGACUUUACGGCAAUACGUGUCCCGUUAAAUCCAGUGAUUUUAUUGAAGUGAAAGAUCAUGAAAGAUUAAAAUCUGAUCGAAGCAGAACACUUAGCGAUAGUUGUCUACAGAAACACCGAGAAGAACGACGGAGAAAUAAUUCGUUGCAUCGAGACAUGUUCGUUGAUGAGGGAAAAACACACCAGAUGCAUUGCAGAGUUCGUACAAGAUGUCUGUGUUGAAAAAUUCUUACGCGCACCGAAACACAUGUUCACAUGUUAUUCGAAACAAUACGACGUUCAUUUUAACGCGUGAACCUUAACGCAACGAGAAAAUUAAUUUCAAAUAGGAUGAACGAUAUGCACAGAUGCUAUACGUAAUUCUUUCCCAAACAACCUCAUUUCGAAGCACGUAAUAAAGCCUCUACAACAAAGAGUAUACCAGCGUAGAAUCAACGCUUUUCUAGAAACUGUCGGUGCAUUGUCAAUAACUGGCAAAAAUGUAUCAGUUCAAGCCGUUUGUAUUCAAGAAACACAAAGUAAACAGCCUUGAACGUCCGAAAGCCAGAAGUGGCCACAGAAUAGUUUGCAAUCAGAAGUAUUUGUAUUCUUAUGGUGGUUUUAACCCAGGCAUUUCCGACAGUGAUCCUGACAUGCAAAAUGAUCAAGCAUGGAUCUCCAGUAAACCACUUUUCAAGGAACUAUGGAAGUUCAACCUUGUUACUCAACAAUGGAGCCGUCUACCUGAGCAAGAUAAUAUGCCUAAUGAACUAGCAUCAAAUGCUGUCAUUUUAAGGGGCAAUACGUUAAUAGUUUAUGGUGGGACUGGUGUACCAUUUGGAGACAGCUGUAGCAAUAGUCUUUAUUUGUGUCAUCUAGAAGUCGGUAAAAUGUAUGUAGUUCUUGCAAAGGGUGAUCUACCAGAUCCUCAAUAUGGACAAGCUGUAAUAUGUCAUGGACUUUAUUUGUAUACUGUUGGGGGUACUACAGGAUAUGAAUAUACUUGUGAUAUUCAUAGAUUUAAUCUGAAGACUUGUGUUUGGGAAAAAGUUUAUAUAUGUUCUGGAAGCGAUCAGAACGAACCCCCAGGAAGAUAUAGACACGAAUUAGCAUUUGAUGGAAAGCUUAUUUAUGUUUUAGGUGGAGGAACGUCUAUAGAAGCAUUUGGUUUUUCAGAAAUUCCUGCUUUUGACCUUGAAAUGAAUAAGUGGAUAGUAUUAAAUACAUACGGAGACAAUGUGGACAAUACGGUGCCAGAACCUAGACGUUGUCAUGGUUCUGUACAAUAUACAGAUGAAAAAACCGGUGUCACUUUUGUGGUAAUUUCUGGAGGAUAUAACGAAGAUCAUGUUUUCUCUGAUGUUUGGAGAUUAGACUUGAGUCUACUGCAAUGGACAUGCUUAAGAAAAUGUAUACUACCAUGUCCUGUAUAUUUUCAUUCCGCAGCCCUCACACCAGAAGGACGAAUGUAUACAUUUGGUGGCAUAAUUAAAGAAGACAAUAAGGUUGCAAGAACAGAUGCUGUUCAUUCUGUUUGGCUAAAGAUCCCUAAGUUAUCAGAAAUAUGUUGGCAAGCACUGAUUCAUUAUUUUCCACAUUUAUGCCGUAAGUCACAACAUCAACUACUUCUAACAGGUGUACCUUUAAAAUUUGUGCAGAGAAUUGAUUUUCCUAGCUUUUAGUACAUACGCUAUUUACAAAACAUUAGACACCACUCAUUGUUACCAAUUAUUUAUUGUAUGAAUAUCAUAAUUGUUGAACAUUAUUG
This is a messenger RNA of Dufourea novaeangliae, 1767 nucleotides long. It is a transcript of the gene slim, whose product is annotated as kelch domain-containing protein 10 homolog. The record is from RefSeq and is a predicted model, not a curated record. Bases 500 to 1681 code for a protein of 393 amino acids. Gene Ontology annotation, molecular function: protein binding. Gene Ontology annotation, biological process: positive regulation of stress-activated MAPK cascade. The transcript is spliced from 3 exons. Lineage: Eukaryota; Metazoa; Arthropoda; Insecta; Hymenoptera; Halictidae.